Messenger RNA from Hippocampus zosterae (dwarf seahorse), 2744 nucleotides. RefSeq names its product EGF-like repeats and discoidin I-like domains 3a (gene edil3a). The transcript has 9 exons. The coding region runs from base 266 to 1546 and encodes 426 amino acids. The record is from RefSeq and is a predicted model, not a curated record. Lineage: Eukaryota; Metazoa; Chordata; Actinopteri; Syngnathiformes; Syngnathidae. Gene Ontology annotation, molecular function: calcium ion binding.
GCGAGUUGCGCGCACACACGCACCUCCGUCUCCACUCACUGCGGUAGUAACGGGCCAAGCAGGCACCUGGCACCCUCACGCCACUUGUUCCGGCGCGUCUCUCCACUCCGCUCCACCACAGAGGAGGACUUUAUCAAACAGGACAUAUUUAUCCGCUCCGGUUCUCUCGCGGAGGGACAACUUUGAGUUAAUCUCGUCGUGAUUUGCUCAUUUCAUUCUCUCCCAUCUUUGCCCAAGAAGCACGUCUCUUCUCGUUUGUGAGAGGAUGGGACCGCUCCUCCUCUCCAUCGCCCUGUGCGUGAGCGCCGCUGUCCCGCAGCAUGUGAUGGGGCCUUGCCACCCAAACCCUUGCCACAACAGAGGGGCAUGCGAGAUCAGUGAGACCUACAGGGGGGACACCUUCAUUGGAUAUGUCUGCAGUUGUCCUCCUGGCUUCAGUGGGGUUCACUGCCAACACAAUAUUAAUGAAUGUGAAAGAGAACCAUGCAAGAACGGGGGCCUUUGCACCGACCUCGUUGCAAACUACUCCUGCGAAUGCCCCGGGGAGUACAUGGGGCGGAACUGUCAACAUAAAUGCUCUGGACCACUGGGCAUGGAAGGCGGCAUAAUCUCCAACCAGCAGAUAACAGCAUCCUCCACCCACCGGGCUUUAUUUGGCUUGCAGAAGUGGUACCCGUACUUUGCGCGCCUCAACAAGAAAGGUCUGGUCAACGCAUGGACUGCAGCUGAAAAUGACAGAUGGCCGUGGAUUCAGAUAAACCUGCAGAGGCGAAUGAGGGUCACGGGCCUAAUUACCCAGGGUGCAAAGCGAAUUGGAAGCUCAGAGUAUGUCAAGUCAUACAAAGUGGCGUACAGCGAGGACGGGAAGACAUGGAGAACAUACAAAGUCAAGGGCAAAGAUGAAGACAUGAUUUUUCGAGGAAAUGUUGACAACAACGCUCCAUCGGCCAACUCCUUCACCCCACCCAUUGAAGCCCAGUUUGUGCGCAUUUAUCCCCAAGUCUGCAGAAGGCACUGUACCUUGCGCAUGGAACUGCUUGGAUGCGAGGUAACAGGUUGCUCAGAACCAUUGGGGAUGAAGUCCGGUCACGUCCAGGACUACCAGAUCACAGCCUCCUCCAUCUUCAGGACGCUCAACAUGGAUAUGUUCACUUGGGAGCCUGGAAAAGCCCGUUUGGACAAGCAGGGCAAAGUGAAUGCUUGGACUGCAGGACGUAGUGACCAGUCACAGUGGCUGCAGGUGGACUUGCUGGUGCCGACCAAGAUCACGGGUAUCAUCACCCAGGGAGCGAAAGACUUUGGCCAUGUGCAGUUUGUCGGCUCGUACAAAUUGGCAUACAGUAAUGACGGAGAGCGGUGGAAAGUAUACCAAGAUGAGAAGCAAGGGAAGGACAAGGUCUUUCAGGGGAACUUUGACAAUGAGACCCACAGAAAGAACGUGAUCGAUCCACCCGUCUACGCUCGGCUCAUCCGGAUCCUUCCGUGGUCGUGGUACGGAAGGAUCACUUUGCGCGCAGAGGUACUCGGCUGCACUGUGGAAGAGUGACGUCCUUCCCUGCUUGGUUUCAACAUCUUUCCCGUCUUAGCGGUAUACUGGCGUAUGUCACCCAGCGGUGGAAAAACAAACUGUGCAACCUGUAAAAAAAAAAAAGAAAAAAAAAGAAAAAUAAUGAUUUCCAGUAGUUUGUUUUUAUUUCAGGAAUUUUGUGAAAAGUCACCAUUUUUUGAUCUAUCAUUUGUACAAUAAUUUAAUGCUCUGUUAGUUUCUUAUUAUGUCACUUGAGCUUUCUUUACAGCGUGAUCCUUGCCUUUUUAUUGUUCUUGAGAACUGUAAUAUACAUUUGUGGGUUCAGGGUUGGGGGUGGGCUGGGCUGUGUGGGGCUGGGGGGGUCUCACUGUGGAUUUGCCAUACAAACUAUUGUACAGAGUCACUUUUUAAAACAAAGUACGCGUCGGCCAUGUUGCGUUCGCACCCUCGCACACGCAGACAACCACAUGUGCACACACAAACACACGUACACACACACAAAAACGCAUCGAAUUGUCAAUUUUUUUUUUUACUUUAACUUUGCCAGGCCAUGCUUUCACCUUAAUGGGCACUUGCGUUACUGCAUCAAACAAAACGUAUUUAAUGCUCUUGUAUUCUAUGUAAAAGACGAUGAAAUUGCAUGGUGCGUGAAGGAAAAGAACGCUUAAUACGACAAAUCAGUCAAAACCUCCAGCCGUGAAGGUAAUGGCUUCAAUUUAGGGAACUGUUUUCCCAUAAGCUUUCAAAUUGUUCUGAAACGGGGGAGCUUUGUGAAGUCGGCAAAUGCUCUUGGCGAUUCAUUCAGUUGUGUUGCCGCGCUGACGCGGAAGUUGACGUGCUCGUUUGUAUUCAUUUUUGCUCAUUACUAUUAUGUCAUAGAUUUGUGUCGAGUGUUUGUGCGUUUUUGUAUUUAUUCCAAAUUUGUUUUUCCUCCACAUUUUAUAAAUCUGUGUUCAGUGUUGUCUAUGGUAAACUGAAUUUAUUAAAAAGCUCAGGAUAUACCGUAUGCCCCAUCAAGCCCACAACUGCAUACACUAUCUGUGAUUUCUUAUUUAACCACAAUGGUUAGUAUGUUAGCGUAAGUCAAUAAGUGAACCGUUUACUUUGAUUAUGUUUAAAUCGACAAAUCGUCUCUUGUUUUUGGAAUUGGAGCCCCUUGAUGAAUCACGCAGUGACGUAAGCAAUGUUUGUCACGCACUUGCAAUAACCACGGUAA